AUGACGAAACCACAGGAAACUCCACGGAAGGAAAAUGUUCUUCAGGUGCCGAGCUCUUCCCCUAUAAACGUGAGAUCUUCUCCCGUGCUGACUUCUGCCAUGCCGCCUAGCAUCAACGAGAGUAGAUCAUCUGAUGAGAGGCAUAAGGAGGAGGUGAGAAAACGAUUCUACUCACACAAAAAUUGGCCGAUUAUUAGCAAGCGCUUUUAUUACUUAAAUGAGGGCGAGCUUUUCAAGGCUAUGGUGAAAGGAAAGGGAAAUCUACGCGAUAUCAGCCAGUGGCUAGCUGAGAAUCACAAUUUGGGUAGCCGAAUGAAGCAAUUUGACGAUGCCAAGAGGAAAAUGCAAGCUGCUGAUGCAGAGAAUCGAAAACAAGUGCUUUCAAAAUUUUCGCCGAAUGCAGUUUCAAACCAUCAAGAUUAUCCUGUUUCAUCCGAAACGAAAGUAGAAGUUGGUGCUCCGGUUGAAAAUGCAACUAGAGAAUCGCCUGCUACUCCAAUUAAAGAAGAAUAUGCAGAUGAAGAUGCAUCACCCAUCAAAAUUGCUGGAAAGGCUCGCCAGAAGAGAUCGCUAUCGGCCAUUGACACGGUGAAGGCACCAGACACCAAGGUGCAGCUUCUGAAACCAAAGGUGUCCAUCUUGGAAAAGUAUAGGAACCGGCAACAGAUGCGGAUUGAUUCGAUUUUCAAAAAUCCACCAGAGUUGGAGGACCGCAAGAAAAGAAGACUUGUACGUGCAAAUGACAUGUACGUUGCUACGCCCGAACCCUCCUCUGCGUCACCGCCUAUUUCUUUGGGCAAUCCUGGUGCUCUUACUUCUGCCUUUGGAUAUUCCGAUGACAGUAUCCCCAGGUUGAAAAACAAUGCGCCUCAGUUGGGUGGUACUGGCGAUAUUGAUGAGUUGGAGAGGUUGGAAGAGAGAAUUAAGGAGAAUAAGAGAAAGAAAAAGGGUUCUAAAGUUGUGGAUAGCGACGAAGAGUUGGAGGAUGAGGUCUUUAGUGACGACAUGUCCGCUGAAGACGACGAGGGCAUGUACUCUACUGGACUCACCAGUAUUGAUGGUCAAAUUUUGGAUUUUUUAAACAAAGCUCCUAUCAAUGAUAUUGUUGAAAUCUGUAAUAUUCAACCCAAUGUUGCAGAAUUAUUGAUUUCCAAAAGGCCAUUUAAUACUAUCUACGAAGUUGCUGAAGACAGGUUUGAACAGGAUACUCCUGAACCUGAAGUGAAAAAGAGAAACCAGAGGAAAACUUUAGGCAUGAAGAUAGUCGAGAGUACGGAAUUCAGCUUGAAGGGUUAUAGAGCAGUUGAUUCAUUGGUGAAGAAGUGUUCAGAGUAUGGAAACUUGAUAUCGCGCCAAAUGAGUAGGUGGGGUGUCAAAGUUACAGGAGAAGGAGAGUUAAGCAUGGUGGAUGUCGAAGUGGAUGACUUAGAAAAGCCAAAUAAUGAUGGAGACGAUUAUGAUGAUGACGAUAUCGGCUCAAAAAAGAGAAAUCUCCCUUAUGUCAAACAUAAGCCUACGCUUCUUGCUCCAGAAAUAGAAUUGAAGACGUAUCAGCAAGUUGGUAUUAACUGGCUCAAUUUGCUAUACCACAAUAAUCUUUCAUGUAUCUUAGCCGAUGAAAUGGGGCUUGGCAAAACAUGUCAGGUUAUUUCAUUCAUGGCAUAUUUGAAAGCAACCUCUGAAAAGAAACGUCCUCACUUAGUGGUUGUACCAUCAUCUACAUUAGAAAAUUGGCUAAGAGAAUUCAACAAAUUUUGUCCUGAUUUAAUUGUUCAAGCAUACUACGGCUCUCAACUGGAGCGUGAAGAUUUGAGAUAUGAGUUACAGGAAACUGAAUUUGAUGUUCUUGUCACUACUUACAAUUUGGCCACGGGUGCACCAUCGGACUUUAAGUUUUUGAAGAAUCAGCAUUUCGAUAUGAUAGUUUAUGAUGAGGGUCAUAUGUUGAAAAACUCGAACAGCGAAAGAUACAAUAAGUUGAUGAGGUUAAAGGCAGACUUCAGAUUGUUAUUGACAGGUACGCCUUUGCAGAAUAACUUGAAGGAGCUUGUCUCUUUGUUGGCUUUUAUGUUACCUCAAUUGUUUGUCGAAAAACGUGAAGAUUUACAAGGGCUUUUUAAUAAGAAAGCUAGUGUGGAUUCAACAAAGGAUUAUAACCCAUUACUUUCUCAACAGGCAAUUAAUAAAGCGAAGACGAUGAUGACCCCAUUUGUCUUGCGGAGAAAAAAGGCCCAAGUGUUAAAGUAUUUGCCUAAGAAGCACCAUGAUAUAGUGAGAUGUCCUAUGACUCCAACCCAAAGAGCUAUCUAUGAUGAGUACAUCGAAAAGGGAAAAUCUACUAAACUUGAAAGGGAGCGGAGGAAACAGUUAACGGGUAAGGAUGCGGAAUUGGCAAGAAAGAGUCCCGUUGCUUCAUCGUCUAACGUUAUGAUGUCAUUGAGAAAGGCAUCUAUGCAUCCUCUUCUUUUUAGGAAGAACUACACAGACGACAUGUUGAAGGAAAUGUCCAAAAGAAUCAUGAAGGAACCCGAGUACGUUAAUGCAAGCCGGGCUUACAUCGAGGAAGAUAUGCUGGUGAUGAGCGACUACGAACUUAAUGCCUUAUGCGAAAAAUUCCCAAAUACAUUAUCCAGUUACGUGUUGGACAAGGAAAAAUGGCAUGAUAGUGGAAAGGUUGCCAAACUUUUGGAUUUAAUUAAGCAAACUAUCAUGAAGAAAGAGAAGAUUUUGGUUUUUUCCCUCUUCACUCAGAUGCUCGAUAUUCUCGAAAAAGUUUUAAGUUUCGCUAAUAUCAGCUUCUUGAGACUUGAUGGACAAACUAGUGUUGAUACAAGACAAGACAUUAUUGAUCGAUUUUACGAAGAUGAGGAUAUUCCCGUGUUCCUCCUAUCAACAAAAGCUGGUGGAUUUGGUAUCAACUUGGUUGCUGCCAACAAUGUGGUAAUAUUCGAUCAGUCUUUUAAUCCCCAUGAUGACAAACAAGCGGAAGAUCGAGCACAUCGUGUUGGCCAAACUAAUGAGGUGAUGGUCACCAAACUCAUAUCAGAAAAUACUAUAGAUGAGAAUAUUUUGAUGCUAGCAGAAAACAAGCUACAGUUGGAUCAAUCUAUUAGCAACGAACCAAAUGAAUCCAAAUUCGAAGAGAAGGCGUCUUCUAUGUUUGAGAAGCUCCUCUUCGGUGGUUGA
Clavispora lusitaniae ATCC 42720 is the source of this 3186-nucleotide messenger RNA. Its product is annotated as DNA-dependent ATPase. The record is from RefSeq and is a predicted model, not a curated record. NCBI's taxonomy places the organism in Eukaryota, Fungi, Ascomycota, Pichiomycetes, Serinales, Metschnikowiaceae. Gene Ontology annotation, cellular component: nucleus. Gene Ontology annotation, molecular function: DNA binding; ATP binding; ATP-dependent chromatin remodeler activity.